This is a messenger RNA of Aspergillus melleus, 438 nucleotides long. RefSeq lists its product as uncharacterized. The transcript is spliced from 3 exons. The record is from RefSeq and is a predicted model, not a curated record. The coding region runs from base 1 to 438 and encodes 145 amino acids. Lineage: Eukaryota; Fungi; Ascomycota; Eurotiomycetes; Eurotiales; Aspergillaceae.
AUGGUUGUUUGGAAUGAUCAGGCAGAUGCCAGACUACUCGUCGCCAUCCUCAAGAACCUCCCCGGACGGCUGGACCACGCUGCCAUCGCCAAGGAGAUGGGUGGUGACUGCACCGUCAGCGCCAUCCAGCACCGCAUCCAGAGAAUCAAAGAGAGGGCUACCGCCAACGAGAACGGCACCGGUUCUACCUCUGGUGGCGCUACUACUACCGCCAUCGCUACCUCUGCUUCUGCUACCGAGCAGGCCUCCGCGACUCCUUCUUCCCCCGAGAAGAGAAAGAGAGGUAGACCCGCCGGAAGCGGAAGAAAACGGGCCACCAGGUCGGCUGCCAAGAAGGUGAAGAUUGCUGUUGAAGAUGCAGCUGAAGGCGAGAACGGGGGCGAGGACAUGGGAGAAGGUAUGGGUGAGGAUAAUGGUGAGGGAGCUGCUGAGGCUUGA